Messenger RNA from Notodromas monacha, 3696 nucleotides. The record is from the annotation of a GenBank genome assembly. NCBI's taxonomy places the organism in Eukaryota, Metazoa, Arthropoda, Ostracoda, Podocopida, Cyprididae.
AAUUAUUUUUCCCGUGCUGGUUUUUAGGCCCAAGUGGCUGGUGGGAGCGACGCGUUCCACCUCUUCCGCGGUGAACGCGGGAGAACGGAGAAUUUUUGAUCUCCACAAAUAUGAAUUUAUUGAUAUGACUGUAACUGCUAAGGUUCUUUCGGGAACUUUGUGAAAACAAACCCCUUGCCAGUCGCCAUCGCGUUUGUUUACAUCGUGCGUACUAGUUUUGUGAUCGGUAUAGUACCUGGUCCGUAUACGCUUGGGGAAACUAUGAUCCAACGAUUUUUAACGCUCUAAUAGCGUCCAAAUCCUCGCCUCAUCCUCCCACUCUGCCGGUCGGGGAGUCGGUGUGACCGACGUUCGUAGUUUUGGUUGCUGAAUCCGUCUUGAUUCACGAUCCGGACACCAUAAUGGCAGGCAGUCCGGACACCGAAACGGCUGAUGCCCGACAUCCCAACAAUUUGGUUUACUCCGAUCCUUCUGUAGCCUCAUCAACCAUGAAGCGCUUAAAUCAGAUGCGCAAGAACGGGCAGUUCUGCGAUGUAAUAUUACAGACUGGAAAGAAAACUAUCAUGGGACACCGCGCUAUCCUGGCCGCCGCCAGCCCGUACCUGUUUGACCUUUUUCAAAAUGAAACCGCCAAUGUGUUGGCCUCUGAGGUUCCGAUUUCCUACCGUUUGGAUCAAAAUUUUGACUGGCAAUCGCUUGAAAUCAUCGUUGAAUAUUGUUACACUGCUCAGUUGGACAUUCCGGAGAAUCUUGUCAAGGGUGCGUACAUCGUUGCUGCUCGCCUCCGAAUGGAGGAAGUUCGCUCGGAAUGCGCCAAAUUCAUGCUAGAGAAUCUGAGCCCCGACAAUUGCCUCGGAAUCCGCUCGAUCCUGGGAAUCAAACAUGAUCCCAAUUUCGCCGAAGCGAUCGACAACUACAUCCGCAAAGAGAUUUCAAGCAUUUCAGCGAACAACGAAUUCACGUUGUUACCGUCGAUUCAGGUGGAAGUUCUGCAAUUUACGCCUGAAAGUUGGCGCGGGGGCAGCAAUAGAAGUAACCAUGAGAACGACGUUGAGAGUCGGAGCUCUUCAGGCUCUGUCAGCCCAGUCGAGGGUCAGCCAAUUCGAAAUCACAGCUAUACGAGAGUGGACCUCAGCUCUAUUCAGCCCUAUGGACUGUCCAUAAUGGUCCUUGAUUUCAUCAAGACCCAGGUUGCCGGCGACUUGAGCAGUUUGGACGAGUUGGGCAAGAAGACCAACCUAUUGUUUUUCAACAAUAUGGACAGCAUUCUCCGGGAUUGUAACGAAAUGGAAGAAGGAGCGGAAACAGACAUGACGCAGGCGGAUUGUGAAAUGGUGCAGGACUAUAAAAUUAUGUCGAAAAAGAACUCAGCCAAGCCGAAGAACAGAAUGGGACGCACCCUGAGCAACAACCCCACGAAACCGAGGCACUUGCUCUAUUCAAGGAUGAUUCCCGACGUCGUCAACGCGGAUCAAGAUCCCGAAUGGAAGGUUUUGGCCACCAAUCAAAUAUCUGAUUCUCACGUGGCUACGAUCGCGGCAUUGAAUGGAACUCUGUUCAAGAUUUCCAUCAGGACGAGGAUCACGACGCUGUCACCGAGCGAGACGCCGAACUCGUCACGGCCAUCGUCCAUCGAGGGCACGGACGGGUUUGUACUUGUUCCUCCGAUGCCUUCAGCCAAAUGCGCACUGGGUGCUGGAAAUUUGGAUGGAAAACUCGUUGUUUGUGGGGGAUACGAUCGCGGAGAUUGCCUGAAAACAGCUAUGAUGUAUGACCCGAAGACGAACAAAUGGACGGACUUGCCUGCAAUGUUGGAGCAUCGUGGCCGACUGGACAUCGCCGUGAUUGACGGCUGUGUUUACGCUGUGGGUGGCUCAAGUGGUAAUAAAGAAUUGAUGACUGCGGAAGUUUUGGAUCAUCGUGGAAGUGCGAAAAAAUGGCAACGUCUCCCUCCGUGUCGCAUGCCACGGGCUAGCUGUGGUGUUUGCGCACUGGAGAGGAAUAUUUAUUGUAUUGGCGGUUGGGAUGGUCAACGUGGUUUCAAGGAAUGCGAAGUCUUCGACAUUGAUGAAAAGAAAUGGUCUGAUAUUCCGUCGAUGAUGACAGGUCGGUACCAAGCCGGCGUUGCUGCAUUCAGAGGUGAAAUUUGGGUCGUCGGUGGAUGCGAAUCGUGGGGCGUAUUGAACUCCGUGGAAAUCUAUAAUCCGAAAACUGGAACCUGGCGUGCGGGACCUCCGAUCACUAUUGCUCGGCGUGGUUGUGGUGUCACUGUUUUCAAGGGAAAACUCUGGGUUGUGGGUGGCACUGAUGGACCGAAUUCCCUCUUCGGAACCGAGUUUUACGACCCCGAUGACCGCAAAUGGCACGAAGGUCCGAAUUUGACCGUUCCGCGCGGGAACGUUGCUGCUGUGGCCAUUGAUGACGGGUUGUAUGCUAUUGGAGGUUUCACUGGAAAGACAUUCCUGAACUCAUUGGAAUUCCUGGAUGCGGACCUCAUGGAGUUCUCUACGUUCCUGCCAAGUCCGAAGCUGGUGGAAUGCUAUCGCGAUGCACUUUUGCACGCGAACUGCAGUGAAGCUAUUCUGCCUUCGAUGAUCCUCGGCAGCCUGACGACGAACGGCCACGAUGCAAACUAGCGCAUUUCCCUGGACAAUUGAUUGCCCCAUCACCCAGAAAAGGAAAAAAACAAAAACAUGGAACGUUUCUGUCAUUCCGCGGCUUCUGUUCUCCUUUUAUGUGCUCUCUGACAACUUAUUAUUUUUUCUCCCCCGCUGGGAUUGGAAGGAUGUGAAUGAGGUGGCGUAUAAGAAGCAUGUCUCGUUUAGUGGUGCAAUUUAGUUGUGCAAUACUUGAACCGAUUAUCUGUUGGCAAACGCUAGAGUAGAGCGUGAGGUUCAAACUGUUGCGUGGUCGUGUCGUGGGCUCAUUCUGUGGCGCAACGGUUGCAUCGGACCCUAGACGAAGUCUUAUUUGCCAUGUCAAAUGAAGAAAUGUUGAGCAAAUGGCAUGAAGAUCAUUAUGCAUUUUCUGGGUUAUCCGUUGUGUUCGCACGUUUGAUUGGAGAGAAUCGGGAUACUAUCUGUAUACGUAUGUGCAUUCGUGGAAGGAAUUUCGAUGCACUUGAGAUCCAAGAAGCUCAGGUUGGAACUAUCCUUGGAAGAGAAGAGAUAUUCUCGUUUUGCCACAGCGCUUGAUCUAACCAAUAGAAACGGAAGACUAAAUCUUUGCUGUGAUUUCUGUGUAAACCUUUACGUUUAGUAACCUCCCCCUUUCUUUUGUUUGGAUAUCCAAGUUUUUGCCUUUUCCAUCUCGCACGCAAACUCCCCUAUUUUGUAACUCGUUGGUGUUCAACUUCAGGUCGGGCUUGUCUUGAAUGACUGGUGAGGUAAUGGAGUGGAUUGAAGGGAGCAGACCGCGAACCUUACUUCUCUCAUGGUGGCUGUAUUUUUGUAUGGAAAGAAACCGGACUUUUCUCGUAAAAACGUCGGGUAAGAUGAUGGGCGGAAGAGAGACUAGUUGACUGGAAAACAUGUGGGGGAAAGUAUAUUCUUCGACUUUUGUUCUAUGCGCCCUUGCAGAGAAGAAACGAUAUUUCCGCUUUCAGUUUCCCGUGAAACUCUUUGGGUGCGAUUGUCCAAGUAAUGAGAUUAGUAAGCACGGUGAGAAUAAAUGGUGGCUCGACUGAUCGUAUGAACA